Messenger RNA from Linum tenue, 333 nucleotides. The record is from the annotation of a GenBank genome assembly. Lineage: Eukaryota; Viridiplantae; Streptophyta; Magnoliopsida; Malpighiales; Linaceae.
UGUCUCUGUCUAUCUACAAGUAAGAUUAAGUCAUUGGGUAUUUUUGUUUAUUUGUUCUAUUUGAUUGAAAAUGAGAAUAACCUUUUCUUCUUGGUGGUUGUGCCAUUCUGUGCGAGGCUGAGAAAGAACGUACCAGAGGUUUGUGGAUUGUGAAGCCUGCCAACCAUUUGGAAGAGGUUUAUUGAGAUGCCAAGUACCUCAUACUCUCUGUUUCCAUAUUGGAGAAUCGUUGCCACCCUAGGGAGAGGGCUGAGAAGGCUGCUGCAGUGCCGAAUGAUGUCGUUGGCAUCGGCUGAAGGGGGAGGGGAAGCAAAUUCAAUGCAAGGUGGAGAA